AUGCAAGAGGCGUUCUGGGAGAAGACGUCCAAGGCGGCUCACCCGGAGCGGUGGUACCCGUACUGGUGGGCGCUGCCUCUCGCGCCGUACGGAGGCAAGGCGACCGCGAUGAGCGUCGCGCAUCCCAACGAGGUGUGGUGCUUCGACCAGCUCCAGGGCUUGCUCGACGUCCUCGUGAACGUGCGCAUGACCGUCGUGAGAUUAAACGGAGGCGGUCUGUGGGUGCACAACCCGAUCGCGCCGACCGCGGAGCUCAUGUCCAUGCUCGCGCCGAUCGUGGACGAGCACGGGCCGGUGAAGCACAUCGUCGUCGGCAGCGCCGCGAUCGAGCACAAGAUUUACUCCGGCCCGUUCAGUAAGAAAUUCCCGAGCGCCGACGUCUGGAUCCCGCCCAAGAAUUGGACGUUUCCGGUGGACGUGCCCAUCGACGCCUACGUGCCGUAUUACCCGAGAGGGUCGCCGAAGACGCUGCCCGAGGACAGCGCGAGCGGCGUCGGGAGCGUGCCGUGGGGCGAUCAGAUCGAGCACAGCGUCAUCGAGGUGGGCGGGAGCAGCCUGCGGAACUUCAAAGAUCCGUGGUUCGUCGACACGGCGUUUUAUUUAAAAAAGACGAAAACGCUCUUGAUCACGGACGUCGUCAUGAAAGUGAACCCGGACCCCGUGCCGGUGGCGACGAUCAACCCGGAGCCGCUGCUCGUGCGCGGGAUGGAAGGUCCGGACAAGAUGCUGCCGAACACGCGAGAGGCGCGGAGCAUGGGGUGGGGGAAGACGAUCUUGUUCGGGCUGCUGUUCCAACCUGCGAGCGUGGACGUCAAGGUGUCGCCGGCGAGCGUGAACAAAGACCUGCUGGAUAACUUCACGUGGGACGAGCGGUGGAAAGCGUCGUUUCAGAACUUGGUCGACAAGGACAUCUUCGUGCCGCCGAUUCUGCACGUGCUCGCGUUCCCGCGAAGGAGGGACGAGGUCAAGCGGUGGGCGGAGGGCGUCGCGGCGUGGGACUUUAACACGAUCAUCCCGUCGCACCUGGACGGGCCCAUCGACGCGGGGCCGAAGGAGUUCGCCGCCGCGAUCGACGCCGCGCUGACGACGGACCCGAGAGCGUUCUUCGGCGAGGACAUCGAACCUCUGCUCGCGGUGGACAAGUUAUCCCGGGAUCUGAAGUCGUUAGAGGAACCGCGGCCGCUGACGGACGCGACGCCGAUCAAAUAUUUCGUGAAGCCGGCGCCCGCGCCCGCGGAGGAGGCGAGCGCCGUCGAGGUCGCGUAG
Micromonas pusilla CCMP1545 is the source of this 1266-nucleotide messenger RNA. RefSeq lists its product as uncharacterized. The transcript has a single exon. Bases 1 to 1266 code for a protein of 421 amino acids. The record is from RefSeq and is a predicted model, not a curated record. Lineage: Eukaryota; Viridiplantae; Chlorophyta; Mamiellophyceae; Mamiellales; Mamiellaceae.